GAUUGAUUGAGGCAGAAGGAAAGACAUAUAAUAAUAUGAUGGAGCAAGUAAACAUAGAAAUUGAUUUAAUCUUAUUCAUUCUUGAAAUGAUUCUAUUAAGAAAAACAAGUCAUGAAAAAAAAAGGUUGAUUUAGUUUGAAGGAAAAAGGUGAAAUUAUGAAUGUUUGAAGAAAAAUAAAUAGUUUUGUUUUGAUUGAGAGAGUGAUGGGAGAAGGAAAUGGUUAUUCAGAAAACUGGUUCAGAAACACAAGUGAAGAAAUGUUCGUAAAGUCGUUGAUGGAGGCGCCGACGAUGGAGAUUUUAGGAUUGAAGGGUAUUCAUUGUCUUCAUCAACAUAACACCUUUCGAACCGACAGUGAAGAGCUUUUCAAAUCAUGGCUUACUAAUGGAGAGAAUCCCUCGUCAAGCAUAGCGCAUCGCACCCGCCAAGCAUCGCGGAGGAUUUCUACUGAACUAGCCAAUUUGAGUCAUCACCAACCUGGUGGUUCACUCCAAAACAAAAGAAGCAAUGAUGUGUUAUCUGCACAAAACAAUCAUGCGCCUCUCGACGCUUCCACCGACUUCAACCAGCAACCGAUUAGGAAUGCUGUCGAACAAAAUAUGCAGGCCAGUAACUUGUAUUUGGCCAAGGCCUGGUCUCAACCCAUGACAAGAAGUCGAUCCUCUGAACUACGGAAGCGAUAUGCUGCUAGCAACAGCUUCAAGCAAGAUUUUGCAGAUGCAAAUGUUUCCAGUGACCCUCAUCCGCAUGAUAUCGCCAAUCAAUUCAUGUCCGCGUCCAAUUCAUCUUCAUCUAAUCUCAAUACGCCACAAAUGGGAGAUAUUGAUAAAGUGUCUUCAGUUGUGAGCAUGCUGAAGGGAACACUCGAACGCAAAAAGCUCAGUAGCCAGAUUGAGAAACAGACUGCUCAAGAAAUUGUAAUGGAUACAAGCUUUCAUCAAAACAUUCAUGAGAUUCCAUUAAGCUUUCAAGAAAGGUCCAAUGGCCAAGUUCUUCAAACAGUUGAGGAAGCUAUAGAUCUUGAGCUAGAAGGUUUUGUAAAUCCUAUAAAUCCAGUUCAUUUGAGCACAGUUUCUCGAGAACCGUCACAAAGUGAAUCAUCUACUGCUGCGCCAGUAGUUUCAUCUGGUUUUGAUACAUGUGACGGUCUCAGUAACUCAAGUCAGUAUGUUGAGAGCUCAAGCCAACAUUUUGGCAAGAAAGUCACUAGUCCAGAGAAUGACCCUAAAGCAAAAGAUUUCAGAGGGCGGAUUAUAGAAAAUUUGAAGGAUGAUAGGAAGAGGGGAGGCUUGGUUCGACAUGGGUCUAUUACGUCAGCUGCUUCAGUGGACACAACAAAGAAGCGGAGGGUGGAACGUUCAAGAAAAAUGGCAGAGGCAAAGGAAAGAAAUUUAACACCACCAAUUCCAUCGGAUAUGCAAUCUAUUAUGAAGCGAUGCGAAAAUCUUGAGAAGGAAGUGCGGUCUCUCAAACUCAACUUGUCUUUCAUGAAUAGGAAGGAUUCUGAGCAGACUAAGCAGAUAGAAGAGCUUCAGAAGAGCAACGAAGAGUUGGCAGAUGAAAAAGAAAGACUUGUCGAAGAAAUCGAGAGAAUCCUCUCAUAAACAGGCCAACUAUAAGACUUUCAAAGAGUAAAGGAUCAAUUCAACCAUUUAACUUGGAUUGAAAUCUCAAAAAAUAUAUAAUUUUCAGCAUUUUUUAAUAAUUAAACCCAUCACUUGUCCAAUAUGAAUCAUUUCAACCCCUGAACCGUAACAUUGAUUCAAUCUCGUGUCUUUCAAACAAACAGACAAGUGGUGAGUUUAAAUGUCAAAAAAUGCUAAACAUUACUUUUUUUUUGAACUAUUGAUUCAAGUUGAGGGAGUAAAUUGAUCCUUUGUCCGACUUUCAUACUGACUUAGAGCAGCAGCAGCAACUCUCCAGUCGAAAAUGCAACAAUUCAUAGAAAAUCGGCCUUCAUACCUGGGUGAUUUGUUAGCUAAUCAACUAUGUAUGAAUUUUGUGUUCUUAAAAGCAGGGGAUAAUUGCAAGGACUAAUAGUUUCCAUAUGAACCAGUAGAUCAGUGCAAGUUUCAAACUUGAAAAUUGCAUUACUGGUGAGGAAACUUUAAUUUCAAUGCUGCAUACAUGUUGAAAAUAAUUUGGAAUAGUCUAUUAUUAAAUAAGGCGAGUAGUACAUACUAAAAUAAACACGGAAGGGGGCGAGAGAUAGAGAGACCUUACGGAAAUCAAAACACAUUUUUUUCUUGUUCAAUCAAUUCCUGAACCUUCAAAAUCAGACAAUAUUAGUUAGCACAUUAGAGUUGUCUUGUAAGAUAAUACCCUAUACACUGAACACUACUUCCCACAUACAUGCAUUGUUUGAUGUAAAUGUAAAUUGCUAUUGUUAUUGCUAUUGCAAGCCGUUGGCGAGAAAACAGAUGAAAAUAAGGUAUCUCCCAGGCAAUUUAACCUGCAACUUUCAUAUCAAAAAAUGGUGUUACCUAUAGCCUUCCACCACAUAUGUAUACAUUUAAUGAAUAAACACUAUUAACCCCCUAAAGUUAGAUUAAAAUUACUGCCUGUCUCUAAAUUUUGAAAACUCAUUGUUCCCUCACUGACAUUUUAAUUCAUGUGUAUCAAAUACCUAACUUGCUAAAUGUUAGAGAGGAAACAGUAAUUUUUAAAAAUAUAAGGAAAAAACAGCAAUUUUGACCUGACUUCAAGGGGUUGAUACUAAUUAUCUCUAUAUUUUACAUCAUCCAGCAGCAGUGCAAGUUAGAAAUCCAAAUCAUACUUGCAAUCCCCCAACCUAGUAGGUGUAUCUUUUGUAAAUCUCCGAUAAACCAAGCCUUUUCCCAUACUGGAGUGCUAACCAACCCGCAAUUGACAAGUAAGCCACAAGAAAACAAAUGCGCUUAAAGAAGACCAUUUUAAUGGUUCGACCGAACAUCCGUGCAGCAUAGGUUUGGGACAACCGUGACUUCAUAUGAUGUAUGAUACUUAUAAAGCUGAUGGAGAUCAAGGAUGUUGAAAAACCAGUAACAAUUCCAGCUACUGUUUCCCACCUCCAAUAAUUUGCAUUGCCCUUCUUUUGUACAAAUAAUGAGCGUAAAGUCUUGAUGGAC
This is a messenger RNA of Mercurialis annua (annual mercury), 3108 nucleotides long. RefSeq names its product protein CYCLOPS-like. Lineage: Eukaryota; Viridiplantae; Streptophyta; Magnoliopsida; Malpighiales; Euphorbiaceae. Gene Ontology annotation, biological process: arbuscular mycorrhizal association. Gene Ontology annotation, molecular function: sequence-specific DNA binding. The transcript is spliced from 11 exons. Gene Ontology annotation, cellular component: nucleus. Bases 205 to 1605 code for a protein of 466 amino acids. The record is from RefSeq and is a predicted model, not a curated record.